Molecule: messenger RNA, 1255 nt
Organism: Drosophila willistoni
Lineage: Eukaryota; Metazoa; Arthropoda; Insecta; Diptera; Drosophilidae
Product: L-asparaginase
Exons: 4
Coding region: 16-1095 (359 amino acids)
Biological process (GO): amino acid metabolic process
Molecular function (GO): asparaginase activity
Source: RefSeq, a predicted model, not a curated record
AUUCAACUUUCAACAAUGGCACCGAAAUUUUCAAAAAUUUUAGUCCUGUACACUGGAGGUACAAUUGGCAUGAUGUUGAAUCAAAACAAUGAUCUUGCUCCUGCAGAAUCAAAUCGGUUUGAAGAGAGAUUGCGCAGUGAUCCCAAUUUCAAUGAUGCUUCCUUUGACGUGGGUUCUGACUUUUUGAGUCUUCCUGCAGUUACUAACGAGCCACGGCGUAUUAUAUAUAAAAUCAAAGAACACGAUAAACUAAUAGAUUCCAGCAACAUGGGGAAAUCCGAUUGGAAUCUAAUAGCUGACCGAAUACAUUAUCACCGCAGUGACUAUCAUGGGUUUGUGAUACUACAAGGCACUGAUACCUUGGCCUAUACCGCAUCGGCUCUGUCCUUUAUGUUCGAGAAUCUGAACAAACCAGUGAUUAUCACAGGAUCCCAAAAGCCCAUCUUUGAAACGCGUUCCGAUGGCAAGGAAAACUUUAUCUCAUCGCUAAUUAUCGCUGCUUUGUAUAGUCCAACUGAGGUGUGUGUGGUCUUUGGCGACAAACUGCUGCGUGGAAAUCGCACGGUGAAGGUCAACUGCGAUUCAUUUGCGUCAUUUGACUCGCCCAAUUUUCCACCUUUGGGUUCAAUUGGUGUACAAAUUAAAGUGGACCCUACACGUGCCAUUCCUGCCGAUCCUUCUGACUGUUUAUUCACCAAAAUGAAUACUAAUCAAACAAUUUGCCUACUGCGAAUCGUUCCUGAAAUGCCCGAGAAGCAAAUAUUGGCUGCUUUGGAACAACCUGUAGUUGGAGUAGUUCUUCAAUCAUUUGGAGCUGGUAAUAUUCCAAAUUGUAACAAAUUGCUCAAUCACUUGACGUCAGCCAUUGACCGGGGUGUGGUUAUUGUGAAUUGUACCCAAUGCCUCAAAGGAUCAGUGACUGAUGACUACGAUGCCAGUGCUGGAUUGCGAAAGAUAGGUGUUAUUUUCCUUGGAGAUAUCACCAUGGAGGCGGCCUACACUAAAUUGUGUUACGUAAUGAGCAAAGAUAUUAACCUAAAGGAAAAGAAAAAGAUGAUGACAACCAAUUUGCGUGGCGAACUAACGGAGAAUUAACUUUGAAUUAUAUGCAUAAAUCUUGGCGACACAACAAACAAUUCCAAUGGGAAUUCAAAUAUCACCAAAUAUGCUUUUCAAUUUUUUUUCAUUAUAUAAAUAUAUACGUACAAGCAAACAAUAAAUAACAUUACAUUAACGAUGUAUGUACUAUACCCAA